Messenger RNA from Gekko japonicus, 948 nucleotides. Its product is annotated as olfactory receptor 51V1-like. The record is from RefSeq and is a predicted model, not a curated record. Gene Ontology annotation, molecular function: olfactory receptor activity; G protein-coupled receptor activity. NCBI's taxonomy places the organism in Eukaryota, Metazoa, Chordata, Lepidosauria, Squamata, Gekkonidae. The coding region runs from base 1 to 948 and encodes 315 amino acids. The transcript has a single exon. Gene Ontology annotation, cellular component: membrane. Gene Ontology annotation, biological process: G protein-coupled receptor signaling pathway.
AUGGCACUGUUAACUCCCGCCAACCACAGCGCCAUCCUUUUCACCCUGCGCGGCUUCCCAGGGCUGGAGAUGGUUCACCACUGGAUCGGCAUCCCCAUCUUUUCCGCCUACCUGGUGGCAGCGCUGGGCAACUGCACCAUCCUCUACAUCGUCUGGACGGAGCCCAGCCUGCACCAGCCCAUGUACUAUUUCCUGGCCAUGCUGGCCACCACCGACCUGGGACUCUGCCUCACCACCGUGCCCACCGUCAUGGGAGUCCUCUGGUUCCAGCUGAGGAAGAUCAGCCGGCGGAGCUGCCUCGCCCAGAUCUUCAUCAUCCACACCUUCUCCUUCAUGGAGUCCGCUGUGCUCUUUGCCAUGUCUUUGGACCGCUUCCUGGCCAUCUGCUUCCCUCUGAGGUACGCAGCUCUGCUGACCACCAGUAGAGUGGCCAGAAUUGGUCUGGUCCUCCUGCUGAGAAGCACCCUGCUCUUGAUCCCCUGCCUGUAUUUCCUCCUGCAGUUUCCCUACUGCCCAGUUGCAGUCCUUUCUCACUCCUACUGUGUGCACCAAGACGUGAUACGCCUCGCGUGCGCCAACACAAACAUCACCAGUUACUACGGUCUCACCCUCAUCCUUCUGACCAUGGGCGCUGACCUCCUCUUCAUCCUCAUCUCCUACAGCCUGAUCCUGAAGGCAGUCCUGGGCAUGACUUCUGGGGACGAAGGCCACCGCAAGGCCCUGGGCACCUGCGUCUCCCACCUCUGCGCUGUCCUGGUCUUCUACGUACCAGUGCUCGGGCUCUCCGUGGUGCACCGGUUUGGCCGGCACGCCUCUCCCCUUCUCCAUGUCAUCAUGGGCAACAUCUACAUCCUCUUCCCACCCUUAAUGAACCCCGUCAUUUACUGCAUCAAAACCAAGCAGAUCUACAGCAGGAUCCUCAGAAUGGUCUCACUCAAGAAAGUCUGA